Messenger RNA from Penicillium bovifimosum, 228 nucleotides. RefSeq lists its product as uncharacterized. The coding region runs from base 1 to 228 and encodes 75 amino acids. The transcript has a single exon. The record is from RefSeq and is a predicted model, not a curated record. NCBI's taxonomy places the organism in Eukaryota, Fungi, Ascomycota, Eurotiomycetes, Eurotiales, Aspergillaceae.
AUGUGGAGGAAAGACAGACCAUUAGAAGAUAACCACAAUAAUAGAACCGUGUUCGGCGGCGGCGGCGACGACGACGACGACGACGACGACGCACGAAACUACGGCAACGCACGAAACUACGGCAACGGCAAAUACAAAGACAUAGAGGUCAUCGCGAGUGCCUUCCGGAAGAGCAAUGGAACGUCGCCGUCAACGUCCAUACGUAUUCGGGGGAUAUCGCCGCAGUAA